AUGGCCGAAUACUCUCCCUCCAUUGCCCUGCUUCCGGAAAAUGUGCGUCUGAGGAUUGCAUCGUCUCAGCAGAUCACGUCUCAUGAAGAUGUGAUCAAAGGCCUGGUCGAAAACGCGCUAGAUGCGAGUGCACGCUCCAUUGCUGUUGAGGUGGACUUUGCAAAGGGUUACUUCUCGGUGCGCGACGACGGAAUCGGCAUUGGAGGAGCCGAGUUUACUGAAGCCGGUCGGUUGGCGAGGCCACAUUGUACAUCGAAGCUCAACCCUCCUCACCCUACCUUCGGUCGAUAUGGUCGCUUUUUGUCGAGCCUGUCUUAUCUCUCGCUCCUCUCUAUCACAUCUCGACAGCAGUCCGAGUUGCGUGCGAACAGGCUGAUUCUUCAUCGUGGCGAAGUCAUUUCACGGCAGCUGGAAUUGGGAAGGGAAGAUGCUGAAAUCGUCGAACACGGUACAACCGUCGUUGUCCAUAAUCUUUUUGGCGACGUCCCCGUCCGAUCGCGGCAUACGCUUCAGCGGUAUUCCUCUCCGGUGGAAAUAGGCAAAGGCUUUGACCAAAUUAAAAGAAGACUCGUCGGCUAUGUGCUUGCGCAAUCAGGAUCCUUUGACUUGCGUCUCUGCCUCACGAAUGGUAGACGGCAAUAUACCCAUGUCAAGCCCAGGGAGGCGAAAAAUGGCCAGGUCACGGUCGAUGCCACUGUUUCAACACUCUUCCAGGCCUGGCUUCUGUCCAGUCCUGACUCUACAUCAUGGAGGCCAGCAUCAAUCCGGUCCAGCGAGUUCUUCAUCCAUGCGGUCUUCUCGCUUGAGCCUUGUCCAUGCAGAGACAUCCAGUAUAUUUCUGUCGGCCAAUUUCCAGUGACUAAUGCUCCGGGAAAUAUGGCCCUCUUCGAUGCGAUCAAUCAGACCUUUCAACACUCGAGUUUUGGCGCUGUCGUCCGAGAUGGAAAUUUCCGAAGCCACGUGCCUGGCCCCAGCAGUGACAUUAAUCGAACUCGAGAAGUUAUUGGCAAUGGGAAAGGCAUAGACAGAUGGCCGAUGUUCUACAUUCGAGUUGACGUGAUGUCCGAGAAUCUCCAGGCAUUGAUGAAUUUGGACGAGGCACCGGCAGAGAUUUGCCCUACUAUUAGCCGUCUAGUCACGGCUUUGGAAGUGCUGGUGUCUUCCUUCUUGGAGUCACACGGAUUCGAGCGUUAUUCAACAAGGUUCAGAUCAGGAACGAGUCAAACUUCCGCGGUUCGUACGGGCCGGUUCCGCGGGCAAGAGCCUUUACUGCGGUCAGCAUCUCAGCGAACCCAAAUAGCUAGCCAGGCCCAUCAAUUGAAUAAUUGGCAUCGUGUGAAGAGCGGACGACACUCGAGUGACAAACCCCUGAAUUGUGGGCCUGAUAUGUUCAAGGGCACCACCAAACCACAAACCCCAACAAGCUCCAAUGGAGAGGUCCAACUGUCUGUCGAUGGUGUUGGAGAAGAUCCAGCAGAUCUUGAGAAACUCGAUUGCACAGGAACUGAAAAUCCUAACGAAGCCAGUGCCCGGCUUUGGACAAACCCGCGUAAUGGUCGGAUUGUUCCCCUCCAUCCACGUACGGGAGCAGUCAUGCCCUCCAGGAGCGGUAAAAUCGGUCCGCCUGACAAGCCUUCUCCGAGUGAUACGUGCUCUGAUCAUAGUGGCCACGUAGGAGGUCGGUCGAAACCUGCACAAGCGGGAGGCGGUGUCAGCGCAGCUGUUCAGCUCCCACCUCAGCUGUCCAAGUAUAGCACGACGCGGUCUUUUCGACGGACAGAGCCACCGAUCCGAGCUUUCGCGUGGACACAGCAAUCAAUGACGGCAAAUGGCAAGCAUGGGGAGUCUGAGGAAUGUGUGCUUUCCAAUGCCAGCAACGGACAAGUCACUAAAGAUUCCCUUGCCUGCUCCACCAUCAUCCGGCAGGUGGACCGAAAGUUCGUCCUUGCCAUCCUGCCCGCAACAGGGGACAGAUCGAAUACGUCACACGGAAAGGAGCUCGUUGUGCUUGUUGAUCAGCACGCGGCCGAUGAGCGCAUCAGACUCGAGGACCUAUACCGGGAACUUUGUCACCGCAAACGUUGCAACCUCGAUAAACCAGUGGUCUUCGAGGUUGGUGAUGAUGAGGCAAAGCUGUUUGAGGAACGACGGGAGUACUUUGAGAGGUGGUGUUUCACCUACGUAGUGGUCCGGAACCACCGGUCUAUACAGCCAGCAGCGAAGCUCAACAAGGGUCCGAGUUGCAUGAUCAGUGUCACCACAUUACCUACGCUAGUCGCGGCACGUUGCCAGGCUGAGCCACACGUCCUAGUCGACCUUCUGCGGGAUGAGGUAUGGUCGAAACAAGCCUCAAGUUCUCGCUCGCUCUGGAGAGAUGUGAGAAAUGAAGCAGCCCACGGUGGCUGCCAAUGGGUGGCGGAGAUUGCCGGGUGUCCAACGGGUGUGCUCGAGAUGCUAAAGUCUCGAUCGUGUCGUACGGCAAUCAUGUUCAACGACGAUUUAGAUUUGGCCGAAUGCGGCCAACUCGUCCACCGGCUGGCGCGUUGUGCAUUUCCCUUUCAAUGCGCGCACGGACGGCCCACUGUCACUGUCCUCGGGGCUCUGGGUGGUCUUGACGACGAUCCUGGGUCGGGUCUUGGGGGAAUGGAGCCCUGGUGUGGUGACGAGGUUGGGUUUGGAGCCGGCUGGAAGACUUGGACGGCGGGUGGAUGA
Messenger RNA from Capronia epimyces CBS 606.96, 2712 nucleotides. RefSeq lists its product as uncharacterized. NCBI's taxonomy places the organism in Eukaryota, Fungi, Ascomycota, Eurotiomycetes, Chaetothyriales, Herpotrichiellaceae. The transcript has 2 exons. Gene Ontology annotation, molecular function: ATP hydrolysis activity; ATP-dependent DNA damage sensor activity; ATP binding. Bases 1 to 2712 code for a protein of 903 amino acids. Gene Ontology annotation, cellular component: mismatch repair complex. Gene Ontology annotation, biological process: mismatch repair. The record is from RefSeq and is a predicted model, not a curated record.